Molecule: messenger RNA, 2957 nt
Organism: Parasteatoda tepidariorum (common house spider)
Lineage: Eukaryota; Metazoa; Arthropoda; Arachnida; Araneae; Theridiidae
Source: RefSeq, a predicted model, not a curated record
AAAUAACAGCCGCAGGUGCUUUUGAAUAAAUAACUUUAUAUGGUUUUUCAUAUUUGAUUUUCAAAUAUGUAUGCAUCUCUUUAUUAAGUAUGCGCCUUUCUGUUUCUUAUAUAGUAUCUGAAUUUCGUUCAUUUAUGUUUAAAUAAUUGUAUAUUGCUUUGGAUAAGAUGUCAACUGCUCAGACAGGGACAUAAGUGACAUAAGAGACAGACGCCAUAAGUGACGUGACAGGUGACAGCAGUGACAGGUGACGAAAGUGGCAUUUUAUUCACUCAAAUUCAGAUGUUAGUCAUAAUAUUUCUGACAUAAAAAACUGAAAGUUUUUAAAAGUGUAAUUGGAUGAAAGUGUUAAUUUAAAAAAAAGUGUAAUUAAAUAAUUUCAUUGCAUUGUUUAAAAGAAAAACAAACUUUGUAAGGAUUUGAAUAAAGACAAAAGACAUUAAUUUCCCACUAUCUGCCUGUAUUGUUUAGAAAAAAUUAAAUCAUCAGGUAGUUUAAGCUGCUGUAUUAAAGUACAUAUUUGUUGCAUAUUUUGAUAGCCAGAAAUCAUGGAAUUCGAAGAUAUUUUGAAAAAUGUAGGAGAUUUUGGAUGGUAUCAAAAGUUCCUCUUAGUUGUUUUUCUAGUGCCAACAUAUCUUUUUAUUCCGUGGGUAUCUUUGAACGCCAUCUUCAUUUCUGCCACUCCUCAACAUUGGUGCUACGUUCCUGAAGUGCAUUCAUCAAAUCUUUCUACGGAUGAGCAAAAAUAUCUAAUUAGACCCCCUCAAGAUCCAUCCUGCUCAAGAUAUGACGUUAAUUAUACAGGUGUUCUACACUCGGAUAAUAUCACAGUGGAUGAGAGCUGGUCCGUGAUUGAAUGCGAUCUCGGAUGGCAAUACGAUAAUACACACUACGAUGAAACAGCUGUAACUAAAGUAAGGAACUUUAUGCUAUCUUCUUUAAUAAAUUCUAUAUUGAUAAGAUGUCAACUGCUCAGACAGCUUUCCUUUUGUAGGUGCGGUCGGAAACCAACGUUUUUAGGUUUAACACUGAUAGUAGCUAUUGCUGAAAUAGGAUCUGCUUUCUCUCCUUCCUUAAUGUUGUUUCUCGUCUUAAGAAUAAUCAUUGGAAGUACAAUGACUUGUUUGUAUAGUCUUGGAUACAUCAUCGUUCUGGAGUUAGUUAGCCCCAAUAUUCGAUCCAGGAUAAACGGAGUCGCCACGAACUGUUGGAGUCUAGGUCUAUGUUUACUGCCAUUAUUAGCUUAUAUUACAAGAAGCUGGGUCUAUCUUAGUAUUGUAAUGGCGGGUGCAUCAUCAGCUUGUUUUCUAUUAGCAUACUUUAUACUGCCUGAAUCUCCAAGCUGGCUGAUAUCGCAAGAAAAAUACGAAGAAGCUGCUAAAAUCUUGGAAAAAAUUAGUAAAAUGAACUGUCAAGAUGUAUCUUAUGAAGAACUUUUGAAAAACAUUCAGAAUUUAGAAAAAAAGAAAAAGAAAAUCGAUUUCAAGAGCAAUUCACCAAUCAGUCUGUUUACGUAUCCAAACAUGAGAAAGAGAUUCUUUUUUUGCAUUAUAGUAAUGAUAGGAGUUUCCAUACCUUAUUAUGGAUUGCAAGAAAAUAUUGUCAACUUAAGUGGAAAUGAAUUUCUGAAUUUUUUCUUUUUGUCUCUUAUUGAAAUACCGGCUCAUCUCCUGACUUGGUGGCUUUUGAACAAAAUAGGAAGAAAGAAAACAAUUAAGUUUGCAUUCAUAUUCACCAUCGUGUUUUGCUUGAUACCAGUAUUUUCCCCUCAAGACAAUUCAGAAAUUCAGAUUGUAGUUGCUAUUUGUGGGAAAGCUGGAGCAAGUGCAGCUUUCAUGGCUCAGUACCAGCAUUGUCCAGAACUGGUCCCAACUCCUCUGAGAGGUAUUGCGAUGGGCUUCAUCAGUACCAUUGGAGUUGGUUCCACGCUCUUCUCACCAUUUAUUGUCGGUUUGGAUAAACACGGAUCAUAUUUUCCUUACCUAGUGUUUGCUAUUAUUUGUUCAGCUUGUGGCUUUUGUGGCAGUUUCUUGCCAGAAACUUUAGGUAAAGUGUUGCCUCAAUCCGUGGAAGAUGUUGAGAAUGCUGAUAAGCAUCGAAGAUCUUUGUGUACUGGGUGGUGUAUGAUGAAAAAGUAUGACUUACAAGAUGAAGACUCGAAUAAAUCAGAAGUCUCCAAAUGCAAAGUUCCAAAUGUUACUAUACAUUUGUCAGCACACACCCUUAAUAAUCUUAAAUGCUUGUAAAUUUACUUUCCUUAAAUGGUGUUUUCUGAAACUUUCUUGCCAUAGAAAAUAAAAAAAAACACAGUUUAAUUUUAGACAAAUAUUAAAUUUUGCUUAAAAAAAUCUGAGUGGGCUUUAGAACUAACAAGACCUUUAUUAAUAUAAAAGUUAUAAGUUCUUAAGAAAAAAAUCCAAGUAUGUAAAAUUCUAUUACCUAAAAGAAAUUUAUUGAAAUCAAUAAUGAAUUCGAAAAUAUCACAUAUUCUUAUGAGCCCAUACAAUACAGUGAAAUAAAAAAUUAGUUUUAAUUUUCUACAAGCAGACUUUUCUUACUUUUGACAUUUGGCUUCAUAUUUUUGGAGGCUACUGGUUUUAUUUCAAUAAAGUUGGACAAAACUUGUCAAUUAUAAAUAACAGCUACAGAUUCACGACAGUUGAUUAGUUUAAGAUCAGCCUUAAUAUAUUGCUCAACCUAUAAAAAUAAAAAAGAAUCAUGUGUGAAAGUCAUAUUUCAAUAAUACAAAUUAAAUUGAUUCAAUAUUACAAAUUAAAAAUUGUAAUUACUUAAAGCUGUAUUUUGUUCAAAAAAUAUAUGAAAUGGAAUUUUUGAAAUUUUUUUAUUAAAUAUAUGGUUAUAAAAUAUAGCUUUUAAUUAAAAGUUUUAUUCAACAUUGAUACGGAUACUGUGUUUUAUGUAUUAAUAGUUCAAUAAAAAAAUACAGCCAAGUUAUA